CAUUUCGUUAGUAAUCGUUCGUUUUCCUCCUCCCAUUGACCCCCACCUCUUCCACUGGUUCCCACGCCUACCCAUUUUUUCCCUUCCCUCCGCACGACCGGUUUUUUCUUACCCCCAAGCAUCCCACAUCUUACAUUCUUAAGAAGUUUAUCCCCACUACAACCAAUUCUCUCAACAUGCACACGAUCCACAUCAUCAUAGACAUGCAUCCAUCCAACUCAGCAAAUCCACCACCUCAGCAAAAGAAUUACACGAUUUAAGUCGUCUGGUUUAAUCACACAUCGGUUCCUCUUCCUCUUCUGAAACCCACGAGACAAUUACUCUUCUGAAACCCACCAGACAUUCCCCUCUUUAAUACCCGAGAUGGACCGUCUCUUAAUCUCAGCCCCCACCGCUUCUGUUUCUCAGUUGUCUGCACGUCCAUCUUCUCUCUGGUCAGAAAUCUUGAAGCCUUCAUGGAAGAUGGGCAUCAAUUAUGAGCUUGCGCUGCCCCCACUCGAUUGCAGACGACCCAUCCCCAACGCCAUCUCCUAGGUCUGGCAGCCCUGGCCUCCAACUUCUCCGGCGGCCCGAAUUUUUGCUGCGGAAGCGGGACUCUGGAAGCCGGGAGCCAACACGUUUAGGUCGGGCCGCUGUUCCAUUGCCGAUCCCCAGAAUCCCAGAUCCUCAACGAAGGCACAACCGUUGAGGAUUCUACCCACUGUUGCUCUACCAAGCAGGAGGGCCUCGCCUAGAGCCAGUUGCGUGGAUUGUGCGUUGUGGAAUCAGCUUAUGCUUCCGACGGAUUCGACGACCGCGGCAAGCAUUGGCGACCUCGUCUGCUGUGUCCUAGAAGGGGGGCCAUGAAAAAGUCUUUAUGCUUCCACGCCUCUGUUGUGGAGGGGAAAGGGCGAAGGUAGAUGGCGGACUGGUGUGUGUUUUGCUGUUUUGCAACAUCGCCCGCGGCGCCCCCGCUUCCACCAUCGCUCUCUUCUACUGCGUUCCGUACACCGUCUCUGAUAGACACGCUGUUAUGAUAAAUGAUGACAAGGUCGUUGUGUUCAGGCCUUCCAGGACAUCAAUCCCUCAUCGUUCAGCAAUUGAGUACCUAAACGACAAUUCAAAUCUGCUCCAAUCGAUUUGUUUGGAUGGUGUUGGACAAAGACACAUCAUUUCAUUGGAUCAUAUAUCCUACCAUAUGUGCCUCUGCAUCGAACAACUCCGUCACUCUCCAUCCAGGAUCUUGCUAUCACGGCCAGACAGAGCAAUUAGCAGUUUGAUGAGAUACGAAGUGAGAAGGUGCAUCGAUGUUAACUUUUUUGUGCUGAAACGUGUCACUACGAUAAAUAUCAUACACUACAUGUCUUCACUUUGUCAUAUCUCUCUAAAUCAUUGUUGAAUUGUCCGCCGCAACGCGCGGGGGUAUCAUCUAGUCUCAAUAGAAAGCCAGGAGAUCUCCCCGAUCGCCGCCGCCGCAGCUGUACCACCUUUCCCUCCAUCUCGCCUCAUUCCUGCCGCCGCACGCCUGGCCGAGAUCUAGGCCUCCUACUUCAUGACAUGCACGAACAAGGAUGGAUUGAUGGGGUCUGGCGGUGGUGGCAAGCAUCGGCAGAUCGGAGGGCAAGGGUGGGUUGCGGUUCGUCUGCUAGGAGGAGAUCGGAAUCUUGGCGCCCAUGGAGGAAGACGCAGGUUGGCCCGGCCAACGAAGGCCUGUGAAUUGGUCUUUGUCCAGGUAAAGUUUGUCACUUUUGUUUCUCAUUUUGUGUCUUCUUCCCCAUGAAGGUCACCCGCGGAGAUUGAUUAAUAGGCAAUGCUAGGUUAACCACUUAUGUGAAACUUUUUACGUGUAUGCCUAGAUUGCUUACUCAACCUUGCUAACUCAACCACUUAAUGGUAAACUGAAGUAUCAAUCAUGCUUGUUGGCUUUUCUGUACGUGUAUGCCUAUUUACCUUGUGUAUAUGAUGACCCAUUGCCAGCCAUAGAACGGUUCUGAAUUUAAUUUUGUCAAGUUCAGUUCAUAUUUUAUUUUAUUUUCCAUGUGGCAUUUAACAACUACUAUGUAAAGUUCACUAUAAUGUUGCUGAUGAUAGAUUAGUGCACCAUAUUCUUAUAAGUUUAUUAGUUACCGCAGAUCGGUCGGCCACCACCGCUUUGACUUCUCAUAUAUACAAUCUCUGAUCAUUUAAGGUGAGCGAUUAGUUCAGGUCAUGUUACUUCCAACGAUAGCUUUCUCUCUGUUUAUAGUUCAGUAGUAGUGCAUAUACCAAUUCGGCGUUCUUGAUCAUAUCCAAAAUUGUAAUUUCCAUAGUAUUUUCUUCUGUUGUUACAACUAAUAAAUUUCGUGUGCUAUAUUAGGAAUGAAUACAGGUGCGUUGUCUGAUGAACAUAGUACGUAGGUGCUUUAGUUAUUAUGUCAAGAGGUAAUCCUAUUAUUCUAACUUGAUACUUUCACUACAUUCACUUCCAUGUUUGGUCCUGGGAUCAGCAUCACAUAACUUGGUGCUAACUCAUCUCAGAAAUCUACUACCAAGACUUGAGUCUAAUAAGAAAUAUAAUAACCUAUUGUGUUCAAUUGUUAAAUAUUAGAUAAUUUGUAGAAUUACAUGAAGGUGGAGCGG
Messenger RNA from Triticum dicoccoides, 2598 nucleotides. RefSeq lists its product as uncharacterized. The transcript is spliced from 5 exons. The coding region runs from base 857 to 1378 and encodes 173 amino acids. The record is from RefSeq and is a predicted model, not a curated record. Lineage: Eukaryota; Viridiplantae; Streptophyta; Magnoliopsida; Poales; Poaceae.